CACUGAAUCUGUGAUUUUUUUUGUAUCCAGGAUAGUGAAUCAUACAGUUUUACCAUCCAUCUGUUGAAGGUGUUUUGUAGGCUUUUCAUGAGGAGCAGGACUGAGAUUUUCAUACCUGUGCAAGAGAUCUUCUCCUCCAGUAACUCAGGCUCUGCUUGGUAUGUGCCUGCCUGGGAGCACCGAGCUGGUAUUGUCAGAGAUGUCUGGAAGAGACAUGGCCAAACCCCUCCUGGGCCAUCAGACCAUGGAAGGUGACCCCAGCACCACACCUGCGGCCGGCCGCACCAUCGGGGUGCUGGGGAGUGGGGACUUUGCGCGGUCAUUGGCCAUCCGCCUGUUGUGCUCUGGGUUCAAGGUGGUGGUUGGCAGCCGCAACCCAAGGCGAAAAGCUGGCCUCUUCCCUUCCGCAGCAGAAGUUACCUUGCAGGCUGAGGCGGUGAAGAAGACGGAUGUCAUUUUUGUGGCAGUUUUCAGGGAACAUUACUCCACCCUCUGUGACCUGGCUGAUGUGCUGGUGGGCAAGAUCCUGGUGGACGUUAGCAACAACACCGAGAUCAACCAUCGCAAAGAAUCCAAUGCCGAGUACUUGGCUUCCCUGUUCCCAGCCUGCACUGUGGUCAAGGGAUUUAAUGUGGUUUCUGCAUGGACACUGCAGUCAGGUGCCAGGGAUGGAAAUAAGCAGGUUCUAAUUUGCUCAAAUAACCAAGAAGCCAAGCGCACCGUAGCAGAAAUUGCUCAAGUGAUGGGAUUCACCCCUGUAGAUAUGGGCUGCAUGUCAUCAGCCUCUGAGAUCGAGAACAUUCCACUGCGCCUCUUGCCAGCCUGGAAAAUCCCCAUCUUUUUGGCUCUGGGGCUUUUUAUUUGCUUCUUCACUUACAACCUGAUCCGGCAGGUCAUCCACCCUUACAUCAGGGAGCAGAAGAACAAGUUAUACAAGAUCCCCAUCGAGGUGGUCAACACAACACUGCCUUGCGUGGCCUACGUCAUGCUGUCUCUUGUCUACCUGCCUGGGGUGCUGGCAGCCUGCUCACAGCUCUAUUAUGGCACCAAAUACAGGCGCUUUCCAGAUUGGCUCGACCAGUGGCUCCAGCACCGAAAGCAAAUUGGUCUCCUUAGCUUCUUCUGUGCAGCUUUGCAUGCUGUGUACAGCUUCUGUCUGCCCAUGCGCCGCUCCCACCGCUACCAGUUAAUUGAGACAGCCGUCAAGCAGGCUGUGGAGAAGAAGAUGAAUAUCUGGGUAGAGGAGGAAGUCUGGAGGAUGGAGAUUUAUAUCUCUGUUGGAAUAAUUGCCCUGGGCUUGCUGUCGUUGCUUGCCAUCACUUCACUUCCAUCCAUCGCGAACUCUCUUAACUGGAGAGAAUUCAGUUUCAUUCAGUCCACCCUUGGAUUUAUUGCCUUGGUAAUCAGCACUCUGCACACACUCACAUACGGAUGGUCGAGGGCCUUCGAUGAGAACCAGUACAAGUUCUACCUGCCUCCAACCUACACGCUCACGCUGCUUGUCCCAUGUACUGUGAUUCUAGCAAAAGUCAUCUUCAAUUUGCCCUGCAUCCAGCAAAGACUUCAGCGAAUCAGGAGGGGCUGGGAGAAGGGGAGAUACGUGAAGUUUGUUCUGCCCAGCGCAACAGGGGAAUAUUCAAGUGGGGAGACCUCUAGCAAUGUCUAAUGGAGCCCUGGCUGUGACAGAGUAUUACAAAGCACUAUCAACAUUUCUAUAAAGAUGUUUCUUUUUUUUUAUAUAUAUGUAUGUUUUGGUAUAAUUGUGGGAAAAUAAUAAAACCUGGUGACUUUAGAAAAAUGGAUGACCAUGAAACUAGUUUAGACAGUAGUAGUUAAAUUAUAUUGCCAAUUUGCUAGGACAGUUAUUGCCUUAAAAAUGACUGUGAAAGCUGAGCUAGCAGCACUAAUACAUGGGAAACUGAUGGGCUCCAUUAGUCAGAUCAGUCACUUGAGGUACUGUCUGGCAGCUCCCCAGACCAGUACUUCUCAGUUGAUUCCCUAGCUGCUCUCAUAAAUUUCAAUGCCUUUUAUUUUUUUAAUAUGAAGUGGCACAGUCACUGCAAGGUUAAAACCUCGCCUUUAUGCCCAACAGAAGUAAGUUUUGCAUCUCUGCUCUGCCUACAUAACUUUCACACCCACGUACCCUUUCCCAUCAAUGGCAAAGGGAUUAUUUCCAUGAGCAGAAGCAGAGUCAGGCAUCUGCACCUACCUGAGGAGCUAGCUCUGUCAGUGAGUCAGCAUGGUGCUUUUCAGAUGGACACAAGCCCAGAUGGACAGACGAGCCAGCUCAACAUCCCCACAAUAACUGCAGCUCCACAGCCUCUAGAAAAACGCUGGUCAAGUGUCUCCAGGUAAUGCCUGUGCCGACAUACUGUCCAGCCAGUCACGGUCUCUUUGAAGGACUGAAACCAAUUCCUGCAAAUGCAGAACAGCAUUUCAAAUGGUGCCCUUUGUAGGCGACUGAUCCUUAAAACCUUUGACACAACUGUUUGUGUAACUUCUGGUUCUGGAACACUGAGAAGCAGCUUGAGGAAUUUUUCUGCUACCUUUUCCCUACACAUUUUUAAUGUGGAUAGGGGGUUCAGUGAAGUUAGCUUAAAAUGUACCAAAACUGGUUUUGUACUUGGAGUUUUUCUCUCUCUCUGUAUAUAUGUACACACAGAGAUAUAUAUAUUAUUGCAGAACAUAUAACUGGAAUGUAAACUCUUUAUAUUUUUAUUUUCUGUAUUGCCUACCAUGUGCCUCUGGGAUAUGAAAGAACCAACUGAAAAGCUGUAAGAGUAAGGCCAGUUUUAAUCACUGGCAUCCAUAGUUUAUAAAAGAUAUUCUGAACUGAUCUAUAUAAUUA
Pezoporus occidentalis (night parrot) is the source of this 2848-nucleotide messenger RNA. RefSeq names its product STEAP3 metalloreductase (gene STEAP3). NCBI's taxonomy places the organism in Eukaryota, Metazoa, Chordata, Aves, Psittaciformes, Psittacidae. Gene Ontology annotation, molecular function: ferric-chelate reductase (NADPH) activity; cupric reductase (NADH) activity. Gene Ontology annotation, biological process: copper ion import. The coding region runs from base 161 to 1666 and encodes 501 amino acids. Gene Ontology annotation, cellular component: plasma membrane; endosome. The record is from RefSeq and is a predicted model, not a curated record. The transcript is spliced from 5 exons.